CCAACUUGACACCGGUAGAUGUUUCACUCCCUCCAUUCAUUUCAUUCGCACACAGUCGCAUCCUAGCAGCGAGCCCUCCCCUCCUGUUUCUCUCCGCCUGGAAAGAUGGCUGCUCCGGUGGUGGUGAGAAGCUCCGGCCCGGCGCUCUGCCCGAGCUUCGCGGAGGUCUGUUCGUUUCUGGAGCGAUACGGAGCGGCGCUAGAUCUGCCCGAGAUGACUUUCCCGCAGAUGGAGAGGUAUCUGCGGGACACCAAGACAGUUCCUAAACCUCUUGUGGAGCUCCACGUCAAGCUGCUCAGAAAACUGGGGAGGUCUGUGUCCACUGACCGCUGGGAAAAAUACCUGGCUAAGGUUUGCCAGGAGCUGAACAGUACCUGGGCAUGGGAGCUGGAACAGAAGGGCUACCAGGAAAUGUCCAUGGAGUGCAAGUCAAGCAUCCUCAAAUAUCUUUGUGAGUGUCAGUUCGACGACAACCUCAAGUUCAAGAUGGCGAUUAAUGAGGAGGAUCCAGAGAAGAUGCGUCUGCAGCCUAUAGGUCGGGACCGGCAGGGCCUGAUGUACUGGCUUCAGCUGGACCAGGAGCAGAACAUCCGGCUGUACACGGAGGAGCAAGAUGAUCAGGACGGAUCCACCUGGAGGUGUAUCGUCAGGACACGUAACGACCUGGCUGAGGCUCUGGAGCUGCUGAAAACCCAGAUUGAGCCUAACCUGAAUCAGGACCAGAACCAAGCUGGACCCACAGAGAAAGAUGCAGUAGAUGAGGCCGUUAUAAGCACCAACCUCGAACCCUCCAAGACCACAGAGCAACACGCUGACAGUAAGAAGGUUGAACCUGUGACCGAAGAGAAACCCCUGAAACAAGUGGUAAAGCAGGAGCCGAUCAAGCAGGAAAACACAGCGGCUGAAGUUCAAGAGGAGAAGAAGGAGCACAAACCGCCUGUCUUUGAUAACCGCGUGAGCACGAUCACCACUGUCAUCAAAUCAGAAUCCAGGGAUGCUGAUGCCCCCAAAAAUGCUGUGUCAGUUGUCAUGGCACCAGGUGCAGCAGUGACAAAACCAGAAAUGAACAAGGAAGAGGAAGCAGAGCGAGCAGUGGUCAGAAGCAGCCAGCAGGCUAAGAUACCACUGAAGAAGAGGGAGCUAAAGCUCGCAGAGAGCUACCACAGCAACCACCUGAACAACAGUAACAGCAGCAGUAUUAUUGUUUGUAACCCUUCAGUGAUCCAGACCAAAGACAGUCAUGGAAGAGAGGGGAGGGUACCUAACUCACUACCGCCCCCUGGUGGUCAAGCUGCUUCACAACAACAGCAGCAGCAGCUAGUUGUCACUGCAUCAAGGCAGGAACUGACCAACGGGAGAGCGUCUCUCCUCCUGCCUCACAAAGAGGGACAGAACGGCGUCAUAGGAGUCAUAGGUCAAGUCGGUGUUGUAGGUCAUGUGGGGGUCAUCCGCAGCCCAUCUGAGCAUCACAGAGCCGCUGAGCAGCAGGAACAAAAUGGGCCGAGUUUAGACCAGCAGGGCUCCAGAGCUGUAGAGGAGGAGAGGGAGGUGAGUCGGCAGUCAGUGCUGGUCAGGAAGGGACCUGCUGAGGGCGAGGCGAAGGCAGCUCCUCCUCCUAAUGUAGCAAUGGAUUCUCAAACAGCCAGAAAAAUACUGUCCUUAAAAUCUGAAAAACUGCCUGAAGUCGUAGUGAGAAAACUGGAUUGUGUUAUGGUUUCCUCAGAGGAACCCAAAAGACAGACGGAAGAAGUUCAGGGUAAAAACACAACAGAGGAGCAGUUAGACAAGGGGACAAAGACUGGUCAUCAGCAGAAAUAUGACAACCCUAAUGAGAUGGAAGAGAAAAGAGAGGUGUGUGGACGCCCUGUGGCAAUAGAAGGAGAUAAAGAUGAAAAGACUAAAAGCACUUUAGGAAAGGAGGAGGAGGAGAGCACUGUUCUGCCUCUUAAAGUGGACCAGCGGGAUCAAAAAGACCACCAGGGAGACGGAGUUAAUGGUGGGUUGGCAGCUCCGUUGAGGGUGAAGGACGCUGAGCUUGGAUCAGAGGAGAGGCAGGGUCCCCUUGAGGAAGCCUCCUCUGAGCUCCAGAAAGAAGGAAUCAGGUUGAAGAUUAAGAUCCCUCCCCACCGGAGAAACAAGUUAAAGGGGAAAGGGGCAAAAGAGGAGAAAGAAAAGGAGCAGGAGGUGCAAGAGGAAGGGAGGCCGUUGAGGAGAUCAGCAAGGAUUUGCAGAUCAUCUGCUUUGCCAACCUGCAGGCCGAGCUCAAAGGUGGCUGAGAGCCAGAAAAAGAAACCUCAAAGAAAAAAGAUUCUGCCUACCACAACGAGGGAAGAAGAGGAGGAGGAUGAGGAUGAGGAGGAUGAGGAGGAAGAAGAGGAGGAAGAUGAAGAGGAGCAGGACUCGGCUGCAAAGAACAACAGAAAAACACAACCUGUUGGUCAAAUUAAGAAACAAAGGGGUAAAAGGAGGCAUCGACGCCCGCGAUGGUCCAACAUUCGAACGAAGAGACGCAAACUCAAUGAGGGAGGAGAGGUGGAGGACAGAGGGCGGAAAAGAGGAGAGGGGGAGAGCGAAGGAGGAAGCGACUCAGAAGAAUCAUCUAAAUCAGAGGAGAUUCCCAGUGAGGACGCCUGCAGUCAGUGUGGGCUGCCCAACCACCCCGAACUGAUCCUGCUGUGUGACUCGUGUGACAGUGGAUACCACACUGCCUGUCUGCGGCCGCCGCUCAUGUUGAUUCCAGACGGAGAGUGGUUCUGUCCGCCCUGCCAACAUAAGCUGCUGUGUGAGAAACUGGAAGAGCAGCUGCAGAACCUGGACAGUGCUCUGAAGAAAAGAGAGCGAGCAGAGAGGAGGAGGGAGCGGCUAGUGUACGUGGGAAUCAGUGUGGAGAACAUCAUUCCUGUGAGUAAAGAGUGUGACCACUUCACUGGAUUAGAGGGAGAUGAGGAGGAAGAGGAGAAGUCACCGAAGAAGAAAGAUUCCAAAAAGAGCAAAAAUCUGGGAAGGAGAUCAACCAGAACCAGGAAGCACAUCAGCUACAGGUUUGAUGACUUUGACGAUGCCAUUGAUGAGGCUAUAGAGGAAGAUAUCGGAGACCUCUGUGGUGGACAAGGGAAAGAGAUCACACCGAUCCUGUCAGAUGACGGCAAGGAGAGCCAGCGGCCAAUCAGAAGCCAGGGUCGUCCUGCUAGGAACAGGAAGAAGCGGCGACUGAACGACCUGGAGAGUGACAGCACGGCAGCUGAGAGUGAAGACGAGUUCAUGCUCAGCAACAGCUCAGAGGAUGAGGAUUUUGGUGUGUCAGGUGCAGAUGACGAUGAGGAGGAAGAUGAAGACGCGGGCAGCGACGUGGGCAGCUUAGAGAGUGGGUCUCGCCCCAAACGGGCAUUGAGACGUGUGCCUAAACGCCAACCCAUAAAGACCCAACGCAGGGGAAGAAAACGGCUGAGACGGCGGCGGAGACGCUCCUCUGAGGAAGAGGAGGAAGAGACUGAGGAAGACAUGGACUCGGAUCAGUUCAGCGACAUGACUGACAGCGACGCUGACAAAAAAAGGCGGGGUCUGAGGCGGGGCCAACGCCAGCAGGUCAACUACCGCGAGACGUCGGAGUCGUCGGACAACUCGCGGGCCUCCGCCAAAAGGGACAAAGUUAAAUCACGUGGCCGACCACGAAAGGAGCAUUUCUCAAGUGACUUCUCUGAUGUGUCGCCUUCCUCCAGAGACUCUGAUGAGGAGGAGGAUUACGAAGAUGAAGAUGAUCAGAGAAGGAGAGUCAGCAGGCAGAGAAGAGAGGAGGAACACCUUCGGAGAAACAGGAUGAGAGAAAAGCGGAGGAGAUACGAAGACGAGGAGGAGGACGCGAAAGAGAGCGGCAGGCGGCUGAAAAGGAAACUGUUGGAGAAGGAGAAGGACAAAGACAAGCGGAGGAGAUUAAAGAGGACAGACCGAGAAGAGGAGGAGGACGUGGAGAAGAUGGGCAGGGGGAAGAGGAGAGAGAUUCUGUUGCAGCAGCGGCGUAAACGACUCGCUCAGAUGCUGAAGAAACGGCGGCCUUCGACGGACGAAGACGAGGAGGAUUCAGAGGACUCUGAGUCCUCGUCGGAGGAGGAUCGUCCAAUCCGCAAAAGACUCAACCGCAUUGACUCUGAUGAUGAUGAAGAGGAAGACGAGGAGGAAGACGAGGUAAGGCAGAAGACGACGACCAAAAAGUCUUCAGCGGCGGAGAGGAGGGCCGACGACAAAAACGACAGCGACGCUCAGGAAAAGGGGAGGGGCCGUAGCCUGUCUCCAUCAAACGGACAUCGGACCUCCAGAGGCCCGGCCAAGCCUGGGGCUGGAAGUCCCACUGCGGCCAGGGACAGUGAAGGAUCAGGCAGGCAGGGCAGGCACAAUGGCCCCUUACAUCCAGAGGAGGAUGAAGAUGAGGAGGAGGAAGAGGAGGAGGAGGAGGAGGAGGAGGAGGAAGAAGAGGAGGAGGGCCAGACAGACUCAUUAAACUCUGUCCAGAACAGUCCGCAGUCAUGAUGGCUGUGUUUGUGUGAGUAAUGCUCGCUUCUCUGUUUCAGUUUUUUUUUUUUUUUUUAUUUUAACUGUCAGGCCUUUUUACCCACAAUCCACCUGUGAAACUGGAUAUCUCUCUCCCUCAACCUCUCUCUCUCUUCCCCUUCUUACUCUCCUGUCUUGCUCUUCCUCCUCGCUGUUGUAUUGUGGUAGAGUGCUAACCACCAUCACGUGCUGUGCGUCACAACACAAACUCAUGAGUACCCGUUCACGCGCGUCGUCGCCAGCCAGCCGGACCAAAAGCGACCGCGCAGCAGGACUUGCAGCACUUCCUGUUUCCGUGGAUGCACUCACUAACACAGCCAGAGGUUAUCGUGACCAUUUCUCUGAACUCUUUGAGUUGCGGACGUCUGUCAUGUGGGUCCACGUGGCAGGAGGACAGUAGAUUCUGGACCUGACUGACUCGGACACAGGAGUCUGUUUGUAGUGUACCUCAUCCUAAAGCACUUCGUCAUUCUCAUAGCACUUAAUGACCCGCCACCAAGGAGAGUGUCCGUGCCGAACCGAACACUUUGGACCACGUGAUCUGAUGGUUAGACAUCUGACUCGACCCCAUGCUGGUGUCCAUCCAUGCAGAUAGUUUUGGUUUGGGAUAUAAAUAACUGAGUGAAUCGAUGUUUGGUGUUUUCAUUGUUGUGGUGCUGAACUGAAAAAUGACCAAGUAGAAUAAAGGUUAGGAUGUUUACCAGAUAAUCACAUAUUUUAAAGUCUGACUCCCGGUAGAGGGACCUGUGUUGCAUGUUUUCAUCCCUCUCUCUCUCUACACUGACAGAAAAGGCCAGACAAUAAUCUAAAACAGUCAACAGUAAGUCUGUCGAGUUUUUAAAUCCCCUCUCCUCAGUGCAGGGAGCGCCACAGCUCUCCACUGUGUUUGGGAGAUAGCAGAAAUCUCAGACUGAUGGUUCAAAACCUGCAACAAUAAAACCAAAACUAUCUGUAUGGUUGGAUCAUAAUGGAUGUAACAAAGAAAAAUGUUUGUUUGUAACUAGAAGUAACUCUGAGUAAGAAUAUGUCCCGAGUAACUGAGUGAUGUUACAUGGUCACUGACAGCCUUAUUCACAUGCAAACUACUGUAAAAUUAAAACUUUAGUGUAAUUAAGGCGACACACUGGCUCAAAAAAACGUAGUUACUGAACCUGCUCCAGUCUCACAGGUAGCGCAACACUAACGGUGCACUCAAGUGCUUCUUGUAAAAAAAAAAAAAAAAAAAUGUGGUUAACAGAGUGCAGCAGGGAUGACGUAUUUUUGUAGUUCUGAAGUUAGAAACCCUCCUUGAAAACGUUAAAAGAAGAAGAAGAAGAAGAAGGAAGUGUCAUUAUGUCACCAAAUCAUGUUUUGCGGUCAGACUGCAGUGCUGCUUGUAUUGAAGUCAAACGAAGAUGCACAGAGAAACGUUCCUUGUGUAUGAAAGGCUUGUUCACCGUGUCAUUGCAGUCGUAUCAGUGGAAAUCUGUUGGAGCGGCCCUGUUUGGUCAUCAUGGUAUCAGCCAUGUUAAGCCACUCUGGCAUUUCUUCUUCAGAAGUCACAGGACGGAGAUGUUGGAUCUCCGUGUGUUUCUUCAUGCAUCAUUGACUUCAGUAUAACUCUCACCACAGUCUGGCCCCAAAGACAGAUUCAGUGACGUAACGAGUCUUCUUUCUUUUGUUUUUUAGCUUCCUUUGUUUUGGAACUCACUCCUGCAGCGCUCAGUUUACACCACCAGUUGUGAUUGUGAUUGUUUACCGUCUUGGCCAGCAGUCGCAUUUAGGUCAUUAUUUUUUACAUAAAAAUCUCUGGUUACUCAUUCUCAUUCAUUCUUUGUUUAAUGUGAUCAUGAAGUGAAUAUUUUAAAACAUUGAAGUGUUUCUUUGACAGAAAAAAAGACAUUUGAUGACAUAAUCCUGGGAGUUAGGGCGAGGAACGCCCUCCAAAGUUCAGUCAUCUGCUCACCUCCACAUUGACGGAAAGUCUUGGCAAAACAUUUCUGGAGCUUUAAAGUGUAAAACAAGAAACAUUCAUGGCUCUCGGGGCUCAAUCUGGCGUCUCAUGGCUUCUGAACACUUGAAUAUUCCAAGUGUGCAGAGGCCACAAGACGCCAAAUUGUUGUGAAAACACUUUAUUUGCACCAAUUUUCAAGACGAUCUCUUCACUGCAGCUGCUACGUUAAAAGCGUUAGCAUUAGCAUGCGUUAGCAUGCACCCUGUCAGAAGUUGGUCACAAGCUCAGCAGCAUGUCGAUGGUGUAAAUAGCAUCGUGUCAAACAAAUCUGGGAUCUUGGAGCUGUUAGAUAAUGCUGGACAGGCUGCAUGGAGGUCUGCAGAGGUCUCUGAUGUGCACAACAAGAUCUGAGUACUUUCACACCUGCUGGCUUCAAAGCAUCACUGAGCAGCUUUCAUAGUAACGACACUGGGUCCAGGUUUACCGACAUCCUCGGUCCAUGCUAACACUUUUAGCUAAGCAGCUAAGUUUUCAACUCCAGAAAGGUGAUAAAUGACCUUUUUUUAAAUCAGUUUGGAAUCUGCAAAGACUUGGAUCACACUGGACGAGCUGUCUGGAGCCGUUUAAUGUUUUUCAGUUUUUUUCCCCAUGUUUUAAAACAAGCCCCGUCUCUUUCAGUCGUUAAGAUGAACGCUGCAAAGCUCUUUUGCCUCACAAGACUUUCUAUAUCAGCAUGGAGGAAAGAGAUGAUGACUGAAUUUUCAUUUCUAAACUAAUUUUUCUUAAAAAAAAGUCUGACUCCUGUUGGACUGUUGGUUGCAAAGGAUUCAGCGGUGGUGUUCUCCUAAUUUUAAGCAAUUCAGCAGGUCGAGUUUAUAAAUAUUUGGUCAUUACAUGCAGGCAGAGAAUCCAGCCAGUCAUUCUAACUGCCUAAACUCGGUAGGAUCACCUAGUUUAAACUUCCUGAGCUGAUCGAGGCUCACACUGGACCAUUUUCCAUUCCGAUGGAAAACAAUCGAGACGUUCUUUCCGACUACCAAAGUGUUCGGUUUCACUGCUCACUCAUCUGUUCCAUAUGUUCAUGAAGCCUUGGUUUGGUGGGACCAUGUUUGCUGUACAUACUCUGCCUAUACGCUGUUCCUUGUAAGAUAAUAGAUGUUCUGUUCUCUUAGUCCUCUUGUAAAAUAUAGUGUUAUAUUUUCUAUAUGAAGGAGAGGAGGGGGGAUGCUGCUGUGAGUGAUGUGUGUGGAUCGAGAAGGUUUCAGCGGCGAAUUCAUCAACAGGUCGCUCGUUUUGUUUGAGGUUCUGCAGGUUUGACUUGUGUGAAAUAAGACCAGCGUGGAGCCCGUUCACCAUUUACAUGUUACAGAUUUGUUAUAAAGAGCUGAACGCUGCUCACUCUCAGCCCCGUGUCGGAGAUCUUUAAAGGUUUUUAACAUUUGGUAUCCCUGAAGGGGACACCUGCAGUUUUUAAGAAGGAACAAAACUUUAUUUUUUUUUUCAGGAAAAUUAAUGCUGGUCGCCAGUCAAACAACUGUUUUCUCUACUGGUCAUCUCUGCUUCUGAAUUUACACUUAUCUAAGAUGUAGUUAUCUGGUUAUAUAGUGAAAGUGGAGGAUGAACUCUGGGUUUGACUGUGUGGGACGGAAGAUGGAAAGAUUUCCUUUAACAUGAGGUCAAAACACUGUCAAAGUUCGAAUGAGUUUUAUCCUGCUGUUCACGUAAACAGAACUCAUACUGGAGGGUUGUUACUCCUCGUCUUUCAAUUUAUGAUGGUUCCCCUCCUUCCAGUGCAGAAAGUUCGACUCUUAAGAGUUUCUUCUGUUCCUUUCAGAAGUUGGAGCUGAAAAGAUUUGAGCCUGUAUUUGUCAAACAAAACACACUUCUUAUACUUCGAGCAGAACGAAGAGAGCAGCUUGUAAAUAAUCACAUCAUUACUCACAUGAACGCUCAGAACAGGGAUGGAGGUGAAGAUCGACUCUACAUCCACCAUGUUGUUCAUUAUUUUACUCAUGUCGUCACCUGCAAAAAUUCAAGUAGUUUGAAACCCUUAACAACCUCAGUCGAACAUAAAACAGCUGAAAUGCGGCCUGCCAGAUGUUCAGAGUGAAAAAACUAAACAUGUCUCACAGAUCCUGCAGGUUUAUUUGAUCUCUAAUCUCUAAUUUUCCCCAAUUAUUGUUUUUUGUAAUGUGAGCACGGCUGGCAGAGUGAAAGUUUGUGCAGGAAGUCAGUUAAGGGAACUGUUACGAUGCUAGUUACCACUUAACAUCUUCACAAAACAAUAUAAGUUUGUAGUCUUUUGUCCGUGUGAACACCCCGAAAUAAUAUAAAAAUAAUGGAAGCAAACUGAAUCAGGAGCGACAUUCUGCUGCCGUCGCUUCAGAGAAAAUGUACAUCAAGUUGAAUUAAGCACCGUGUUGACGAGUUACGACGGUAAAUGUGAGAAAGUGAUGACAAACAAAAUCAGUGUGAAAUUAAUUCCUGCUGUUCAAGCAGCUUCUCUCAAACAAAUCAUUUUCCAAAAACAGUAUUUUAAUUCCAGGUAAAUUUGAUCUCAUUGCACAAGUUCAUUGUAAAUUGUCACAUUUAAUGCAAAGUUUUUCUAUCAUGUUUAAUGUGAACAAAUGAACUCGAUGUGUGAUUGACUUUGAUAUAGUUGAAUAACACAAACACAUUACGUUCAUGCAGAAUCUUACCUUUUUAUUAAUAACUGAAUAAACACAUCAUGUUUCCAUCUGCAUUAAUUUAAUUUGAUUUAAUUUAGUUUAAUCAGAUUGAGUUUUUUAACAUAUUCACUCACAUGAUGGAAACACUUUGCAUGAAACGUGACACUGUAAUAAAUUAGACGAAGUUGGAUUGUUUCAGGCAAAUAUUUGAGUUUUGUUCAUUUAAAAAAAAGGAAAUAAAACUAAAUGAAACUUCUGCACAUAUUCAAAUCAACUUACCAUCACAAGCUUAAACUGUCGUCACGUAGGAUCUGCUUUUAAAGGUGCAAUAUGUAAGUUUUUAUCAACAGAAUCUGAAGAAAUAGCAGUUUUGACAUGACAUUGUAUGUGUGUUGUGUUGUAGAGAUAUCUUGUGACCAAACGCACCUUCAGUAAAAGAUGUUUCUGGUUUGAACCCAACAAAUUAUUUAACAAAGGUGUGGUUGUUUUAAGAUAUUUGGAGAAGUCUUGCAUAUUAUAUCUUUAAUUUUAAGGUCAGAAGAAAUGUGAUCAGUAGCUUUUAACUUCAAGGAGACUUUUAGCAGUUUGAUAAAUACGGGCUCGGAUCGUUCUGCAGCUCAGGAUGUGAUCUGACGAGACGGCAGGUUCACGUCUGAAAUGUAGAGAGAGAGAAGAUGUUUCACUGAAGCUUCGUUUUCACUUCUGAUGAGUCUCAGCUGAGGUCACCAAAAACAUUUUAACUAUGAUUAUACUUUAAAGGGGCACCAUGGAGUUCCUGAGAAGAAAUUCACACUCAGAAUAUUAAUAUUUGCAAUAUUAAUGAGGUAAAAAUACAAACUUUUUUUCCUCAAGUGAAUAAACAAGCUGUUCUCUGAGGAAAAGGAACGUUUCUUCCUCAAAAUUACAGAGUGCUCCUUUAAUUUGCCUUUAAUAUUAUUUUUUAAUUCACACCAUGAACAGCAGUCGGUUUGAAAAACAUCCCCCGUCAAACAUUGGAUAUUCAUCUGAUUCCAUUUCAGGUGUUCGAGUGUUUGUUGUCAUUUCGGGACGAACUGAUAAAGUUUCACAUGUUGGAAAAAAGCUUCUGUCGCUCGUCAGAGAAUAAAAUGGAAGAAUGAUGUUUAAAGGUCACGAAACAGCGAACGGCUCAGAUGAAAAGAAAGUUUAUUUUUUCUACUUUGAUUCCAUUUUAAAUUUUGACGUGGACUUUUUAGUGAGUCAGGCUCUUCAGUACUGUUGCCUGUAUGUACCGAUCGUAUCAUAAUGUGCAAUCUGUAAAAGGUCAAUAACUCGUAGAGACGUUUCUGUAGCCAUGUGAGGUUUUUUUUAUUUCCAAUAAUCUCAUUUAAUAGUUCUUUGACAGAAUCCUUUAUGAUCAUUUUGAAGAACAUACUGUAAUGAUUAAAA
Molecule: messenger RNA, 10554 nt
Organism: Acanthopagrus latus (yellowfin seabream)
Lineage: Eukaryota; Metazoa; Chordata; Actinopteri; Spariformes; Sparidae
Gene: rsf1a
Product: remodeling and spacing factor 1a
Exons: 18
Coding region: 106-4524 (1472 amino acids)
Biological process (GO): regulation of DNA-templated transcription
Cellular component (GO): RSF complex
Source: RefSeq, a predicted model, not a curated record